AUGCAGUUUAUGCCCAGUGGAAAAACGAGAUUAUCAUUCGAACGGGAUUUCGGCAUAUCAACAGGCCAGCAAAUUGAUGACAAUUGUACCUUUACAUACAAUAGUACAGAUCGAAUAUCAGGGUGGUUUGGUUCACCGAAUUUUCCUGGCUACUAUCCACAGAAUAUGAUAUGUCAUUACUACUUUUAUGGAAAAGCUGACGAAAGGGUCAUUAUACGAUUCACUUUCUUCGAUGUUGAGGGUAUUGGAACCUGCGAAUAUUUGACAGCUAGUGAUUAUGUAGAAUUUUCAAAUUUCAUGAGCACCGACCGUAAAUAUGGAAAAUACUGUGGCAAGCGAGAUAAAUUUGAGGUACGCUCCGACGGACGUUUUUUCCGGGUAUCUUUUUAUUCAAAUGAUCGCUUUGACAAGACUGGCUUUCGCGCUUUGUAUGAUUUCGAAGGAAAAAAUUUGCGUGUAGAAAAUACUUCAAUGCAGAGUUAUGUAUCUAAUGCCAAAGGUCUUUUGAGUUUAAAUCCAAGACACAAAGUAGUAUUUGCUAUGCCACUGGCAUUUAACUUUAUGCGUUAUUGCUUAAUAAAUAAAUUUAAUUUUUAA
This is a messenger RNA of Rhagoletis pomonella (apple maggot), 597 nucleotides long. RefSeq names its product suppressor of lurcher protein 1-like. The transcript is spliced from 3 exons. NCBI's taxonomy places the organism in Eukaryota, Metazoa, Arthropoda, Insecta, Diptera, Tephritidae. The record is from RefSeq and is a predicted model, not a curated record. The coding region runs from base 1 to 597 and encodes 198 amino acids. Gene Ontology annotation, cellular component: plasma membrane.